Molecule: messenger RNA, 1476 nt
Organism: Cornus florida
Lineage: Eukaryota; Viridiplantae; Streptophyta; Magnoliopsida; Cornales; Cornaceae
Exons: 3
Coding region: 214-780 (188 amino acids)
Source: RefSeq, a predicted model, not a curated record
CAGGUUACUUUUCCUGUCUUGGAGGUAUUGUAUAUUGAAAAAUUAAAUAGCAUUACAGCUAUAUGGGACAAACAAUUACUCCCAAUUCAAGAAGCAAAAAAUUCCUUUAAGCAUCUUCAACAAUUACAUGUAUUCGAAUGUGAGAAGAUAGAAAAGAUAGUCGCAUUCGGAAUAGGACAAGGAGGAGAAGCAGACGCAAGUCUUGAGAUUGUCAUGUUCACCAAGUUGAAGAUUUUGAGUCUUGUAGAGUUGCUAAGCUUGAAAAGUUUUUGCAAAAGUCAUUGUUCUGAAAAAGAAGAAACAUCGGAGAAAGGCAUUCCCAAAAUACAAGCUCUCUUCAAUCGCAAGGUUGCAAUUCCAAUGUUGGAGGAACUGACACUCUAUGAAGGAAACCUCUUUGAACAUAUUUGGAAUGCCGAGAUUCCAGCGAGCUCCUCUAGCAAACUAAGAGUCUUGACGGUAACUGGAAACGACUCUGAAUAUGAUUUUCCAUGGAGCUUCUCCAGCACACAAAGAGUCUUGGAGGUAACUCGGAGCAGCAAAUUAGUAAAUUUUCCUCCUAACCUGCUACAGAGGUUUGAGGCUGUUGAACAACUCACUCUGUCAUAUUGUUUGUCAUUAGAAGCUGUAGUAGGCUUCAACCGUGAAGAACUUAAUGCUAUAGUGAGACAGGAAUUUAUGGUUUUCAACAACCUAACAACUUUGGAUAUUUAUUGUUGCGAAAGCCUGAGAUAUUUAUUCUCACUCUCAAUAGCAACAACUUGGGAUGCUAUUUAUUAGGGACUGUCCUUUGAUGGAAGAAAUAGUGAGAAAUGAAGAAGAAGAAGAAGAAGGCCCAGAUGAUGGUAGAGAUAAAAUACUAGUUGUGUUUCCUCGGUUAGAGCAUCUGAAUCUCUACCGUCUACCAAACCUCAGAAGCUUUUGUGGGCCAAAUAAUAUUGCUUUUCAAUUGCCAUCCUUAAAUCACAUCAGUGUUCGGAGGUGUGACCAAAUUUGGACCACAUCUGGAGGCACAAGAAAGCCAGCGACAAGUUUAUUUGGUCAUCAUCUUCCAUUUUUAGAUCAACAAAUUAAUCACUAUUUGCACAAUGAUAAAAUGGAAUGGCGACGGCCUAGAGAUGACGAAACAAAUGAGGAUGAAGUUGAAGGAGAGAUCUCAGAUGAGUAAACUAAUGAGGAUGAAGUAGAAGAGGAGACCAUGGGAUACUUGGCUCUAAUUUUUUUUUUUUUUAAACUUACACCAAUUUUUAUUCUUUGGCUCUAGUAUAGGAUUUGUAGUUAGUAAAACAUUGUAUAAUAUACCUAUAGUACACAUCCAUAUAAUUUUGAAAAAAUAGAGAAAGAAAACAAAAAGAAAAUUCAAGUCAAUCUCUGAAUACCUCAAAUAAAAACUGUUUUACAAUAUUGUGGAACCUAUGCAAGCCCAAAAUGUGUCGCAGAUUAACAUAAUGAAAAAACACCACCCAUGUUUGUGUC